Macrosiphum euphorbiae (potato aphid) is the source of this 300-nucleotide messenger RNA. The record is from the annotation of a GenBank genome assembly. Lineage: Eukaryota; Metazoa; Arthropoda; Insecta; Hemiptera; Aphididae.
AUGACAGCGAACCCGUCGCGAAAUGACAGCGAACUCGUCGCUAAAGAUGGCAGCGAACUUGUCGCUAAAAUAGUAUCGAUCACGGUCUGCUCGCAUGGAGCGUGCGGCAAAGACGCACGACAGGUCUGCACGCAACGAGCACACGGCAAAGACGGCUUUUUGUCGCCGGCGGCGAUUUGGCUGAAGCCCGGCGUCCGCGGGCCGCGCGGUGCGCUGUCUCGCGGACCGGUUGCCAAAUGUUGCACCGAAAGCGGCGGGAAGUUCAAACAAUGGGAUUCCAAAGCAACUCGUGGCAGAUAA